AUGAGCAGCCGCCUGCACCAGCUGCGCCGGGUAGUGCGAGAUAUGCCGCUCGCACGCCGACUCUCGACUGCACCAGCAAAUAAGAACGUGCUUGACGAGCUCAAGAGCCGCGGGUUCAUCCAGGCCGUUACCAGCAACGACCUCACCGCCCACCUCGAUUCGCCGAGCUGUGUCUACGCCGGUGUGGACCCGUCAGCUUCGUCACUGCAUGUUGGCAACCUCCUCCCGCUUAUCGGUCUCCUGCACUUCCGCGCGCGCGGUCACCAUGCGCUCGCUCUCGUUGGCGGCGCUACUGGAUCUAUCGGCGACCCCUCGGGAAGGUCAACAGAGCGUAACGCCCUCUCGCCGGAGGAGCUCGCGCACAACGUUGCGGGAAUCACGUCCCAGGUGGAGACCUUCUUUGAGCGGGGUAUCACAUACGCUGCCAAGUGGGGCUACGACAUUGACCCCGAGGCUGCCCAGCGUGGACGCGGGUUUGACGUGGUCAACAACCAUGACUGGUUCAAGAACGUGUCGUUCCUGGACUUUUUGCGCGACGUCGGCAAGCUCGCGCGCGUCAACGCCAUGCUCGCCCGCGACAGUGUCAAGUCCCGUCUCGACUCGGAGCAGGGUAUCUCGUUCACCGAGUUUAGCUACCAGCUCUUGCAGGCGCACGACUUUGCGACGCUGUUCAAGGAGCGCGGGUGCCGUGUGCAGCUCGGAGGCUCGGACCAGUGGGGCAACAUUGUGGCUGGCAUUGACAUGAUCAAGCGUGUGCGCGCACAGGAGGCUGCAGAGGUCGCGCGCAAUGAGGCUGCCGAGGCCGCAGCUGCCGAGGCCGAGAACAAGACCAAGAAGGGCAAGAAGGGUGCCGCCAAGGUCGAGGUUGACACGCCCAAGGUCGACACUGCCAAAGCCAACCUUGCGGCUCAGAUCGACCCGGCGUUCGGUCUGACAAUGCCCCUCCUGACAACCAGCACGGGCGAGAAGUUUGGCAAGAGCGCAGGAAACGCUGUCUGGAUCGACCCAUCGCGCACCAGCAUCCCAGACUUUUACCAGUUCUUCUACCGCUCCAACGACGCCGACGUGGGCAAGUACCUCUCGCUCCUCACCCUCGUCCCACCAGAACAGAUCCGCACUGUUAUGAAGGGUCACGAGCAAGAUCCCAGGGCCCGUAGCGCCCAGCGCUUGCUCGCCGAGCAGGUGACCGAACUUGUCCAUGGUCCCGAGGGUGUGCGCCGCGCGCAAGUGUCGGCCCAGAUCCUGUAUGGCCAGGACCCGCGCAAGCUCAAGUCUGCCGACGUCCUGGCGGCCAUGGAGGGCGACAGGCGUUUCGUGCGUGUCAAGCGCCGCGACAUCAAGGGCCUCCCUGUGACCAAGCUUGCAGUCAUGCACGGUCUGGUCAACAGCCGUAACGAGGCCACUCGUCUCGUUGGCAAGAGUAACAAAUCGGGCAUGUACCUCAACGAGACGCCCGUCAACGAUCCUCGGCGCGAGAUUACGCGUUCCGACCUCAUCGACAAACAUCUUGCGAUCCUCCGUCGUGGACAGCGCGACAUGAUCGUGUUUUACGUCGAGUACGAAGACUAG
Messenger RNA from Apiotrichum porosum, 1569 nucleotides. It is a transcript of the gene MSY1, whose product is annotated as tyrosyl-tRNA synthetase. The record is from RefSeq and is a predicted model, not a curated record. Gene Ontology annotation, biological process: tyrosyl-tRNA aminoacylation. Lineage: Eukaryota; Fungi; Basidiomycota; Tremellomycetes; Trichosporonales; Trichosporonaceae. Gene Ontology annotation, cellular component: cytosol; mitochondrion. The coding region runs from base 1 to 1569 and encodes 522 amino acids. Gene Ontology annotation, molecular function: tyrosine-tRNA ligase activity; RNA binding; ATP binding. The transcript is spliced from 4 exons.